This is a messenger RNA of Labrus bergylta (ballan wrasse), 1539 nucleotides long. Its product is annotated as chymotrypsin-like elastase family member 3B. NCBI's taxonomy places the organism in Eukaryota, Metazoa, Chordata, Actinopteri, Labriformes, Labridae. Gene Ontology annotation, molecular function: serine-type endopeptidase activity. The record is from RefSeq and is a predicted model, not a curated record. Gene Ontology annotation, biological process: proteolysis.
AGGAGGUAUAAAGGAGCUGAGCGGAGCCGUCAGAGCGUUUCUGUGUCUGCAGGCUGACACCAUGAUUCAGGCUCUGCUCCUCGUGCUGCUGCAGCUCGCAUAUGUUUUCGGGUGUGGCACACCUGCUGUAAAGCCGGACACCAGCAGGGUGGUGAACGGAGAGGAUGCUCGCCCCCACAGCUGGCCCUGGCAGAUCUCCCUGCAGGUGAAGCACGGCAGCCGUUACCAUCACACCUGUGGAGGGACUCUGAUCGGACCCCGCUGGGUGCUGACGGCUGGACACUGCAUCUGGCCUGGAGAUGUGUACCGCGUGGUCCUGGGAGAGCACAGCAUGAGUCUGCAGGAGGGCACCGAGCAGAUUAGAGAUGUUCUGCGUAUCAUCGUGCAUCCACAGUGGGACAUCGACUUUGUGUCUGACGGAAACGAUAUGGCUCUGCUGAAGCUGGAUAAAAGCCCCAUCAUGAACGACAGCGUCGGUGUAGCGUGUCUGCCUCAGGCCGGAGAGAUCCCUGCUCACGGAGCAUCGUGCUACAUCUCCGGCUGGGGAAACCUUUACUCUUAUGGUCCCAUGCCUGAUAAGCUGCAGCAGGCCCUGCUUCCUGUGGUGGAGUACAGCGUGUGCAGCCGCAGCGACUGGUGGGGCAUCAACGUCAAACCCAGCAUGAUCUGUGCAGGAGGAGACAUCGUGGCUGGAUGCAACGGAGACUCCGGCGGUCCACUCAACUGUCUGGGUCAGGAUGGCAGGUGGUACGUUCAGGGCGUCACCAGCUUCGUCUCCUCUCGUACCUGCAAUGAAGUGAAGAAGCCGACCGUGUUCACCCGCAUCUCCGCCUUCACAGACUGGCUCAGUGAGGUGAUGUUGAAAUACUGAGAGUCUACUCCAAAUCAACUCAUCAACUCUGGAAUAUAAUGACAGCCAAAGUUUCCCUUUUAGUUUUUUUUCAGUUUCAUGUUAAACACCGAUCAAAAAUGUCAUUAUGAUCUUUAAUGUAAGAAUCUAAGUAAAAGAAAAAAAUCAUGGUAUUACAAUCAUUGUCCCACAGUAAAAUGAACCUUCCUGUGUCAUUCCUCAUUUUACAACAGGCUGUAAAUUAUUAACAAUGCAUUUUAUUUUCAUCUGCAUGAAUAGAAAGUUACUAAGUGCAAAUUCCUGGUUGCUUAAGUUCAGAUUUUUAGGUAUAUUUUUUUAAGAUGUAAUUUUGACUUGAAUCUGCAUGUUUGCACAUUUUAGUCCUUACAUUUUCUGGUACUGAGCGAUUUAUUUUUCUGCACUUGUGGGGAAUAAUUUUAAUUUGUUUUUUUUUCAUCAUUACACACGGCCUUUACAACAACAUGACUAAUUUCAACCUUCGUGAAUGAGAAAAAUUACAUUAACUAUAUGACUCUUUGGUGUAGCCCUAAUUGCAUAUCAUACAUGAAUGAUGUUACAUGAUGAAAAAAACGUUUGAGACGUGAAAAAACUUAAGAGAGGGGAACUCAGCUGCAAAGAGAAACAUCCAAUCAAUGUGAUGUGCAAAGUUAUUAAAGGCUACACUGUGA